AUGCCAGAAUUUGGUUCUGACUGGGACUGUAACCAAAGGGAUAGAUCAACAGGCCCAGAACUCAGUAAAUGUGCCGGUAACAGUGGCACUGUUGAAGUGACACUGCUUGUACUGGCACUUGAUUGCGUGGUUGUUGAUGAUACACCUGUUGGGGGGCGAAACUGUGUUGAAGAGCAAGGAACCAGUUCUCUCGUCGAUUGUUCCGAAGCAGAAAACCGUUUCUGGCGCAUGGAAGGAAGGAUUGCGGAGAGUCCGGGCAUAUCUCCUAAUUCAGUCUAG
Opisthorchis viverrini is the source of this 279-nucleotide messenger RNA. RefSeq lists its product as hypothetical. The transcript has a single exon. The record is from RefSeq and is a predicted model, not a curated record. NCBI's taxonomy places the organism in Eukaryota, Metazoa, Platyhelminthes, Trematoda, Opisthorchiida, Opisthorchiidae. Bases 1 to 279 code for a protein of 92 amino acids.